Messenger RNA from Liolophura sinensis, 3501 nucleotides. RefSeq names its product bone morphogenetic protein 2-like. The record is from RefSeq and is a predicted model, not a curated record. The transcript has 3 exons. Bases 615 to 1862 code for a protein of 415 amino acids. Gene Ontology annotation, molecular function: cytokine activity; growth factor activity. NCBI's taxonomy places the organism in Eukaryota, Metazoa, Mollusca, Polyplacophora, Chitonida, Chitonidae. Gene Ontology annotation, cellular component: extracellular region.
GUAAUAGAACAGCCUUAACUACGCCGAGAAGUGUCAGUCAGUGAAAUUUUAGCCAUGUUUCGGGCUUUUAAUGUGGCCAUUGAGUUAAGCGGAUUUGUCGUGGACAUGUGAGUGGCCUGUUUGCUGUAACAUGGAGCGAGGUGUGCUGGUAACGAGGAAUGGCUACCCCGUGUACACGCGCUACACUUACUCGCUUUCUACACAACUUUAAACGUCUUGUCGGACCGAAAUGAAAUGCUUGCUUUCCGAGAUAAGGAAUCGGGUGUUUAUUAUUGUGGGGAGAAUUGGCUCCCGUGUGCAUGUGUACAGCAGCUCCACGACGAGUUGAAGUGGCAACCGGAUUUUAUUACAGUGUUAAUAUAAUACGAAGGAUAUAAAACAAAAAAAGUAAAGAAAAAAAGAAAAGCAUUAACCGAAAAAAAUAUUUUGCAUAUUUGAAUGUGAGUUGGUACCAGAAAGUGAAUCGCAUGUGUAAUAUAACAGUGCUAAACUAUAGCUUCUGGAUGGGACAGCAUCAGGACUGUCAUCGGACAGAUGUAGGCGCAGAGAGGCUGGUGUGAUAACCUGACUGAAGAGCGGACUGGCCUCUGUACGGCACGGCGCCGCGAAUCAUCAUGGUAGUGGAGCACACGGGCAUCUUGUUGUUGAUACUGAGCUGUAUGGUGACCGGAGCGACCACUUCCAUCACGUCCCCCCAGGAGCCAGACCCGAGCCACGACUCACCAGACACGCCCCUGCCACAGCAAACCAUCAGCGAGAAAGAUAAAAACGAGGCUAUCCAAGCGUUCGAGACCAGUUUAUUGAACCUCUUCGGUUUAAGUUCUCGGCCCAAACCCAGCAGAAAGUCAACAAUACCGCAGUACAUGCUGGAUAUGUAUGCCCGCCAGCUGCACGAGUUAGACGGACUGAGCCUGAACGCCUUUGUGACUGGACCGGGUACCAGCAAUGCCAACACAGUCCGCAGCUUCCUUCAUGCAGAGAGUGAAGCCGAGGAAUCAGGAGAUCAGCUGCCCGAAAAGUCCAUCAAGUUUAACGUUACCUCAAUUCCUGAGCACGAAGAGUUGACGUCGGCCGAGCUGCGUCUGUACCGGAAGGAGUUGAAAGACUUGCAAUCCUCCCUUCAGUUAGAAGGGAAUACCUCUGUGAAAUGUUUGAAACUUCGCAUAGAAGUUCACGAAGUGAUAAAACCAGCUCGGCGCGGCCGGGAAUCUAUGACUCGUCUGAUCGAUGUGAAGACAGUAGAUGUUCGGAAUAGUUCCUGGGAAUCUUUUGACGUUCACCCAGCAGUAUUAAAAUGGAAGCAGUUUCCUCACUUGAAUCACGGCCUGGAGGUCCGAGUCCAGGCCAGGAGUCCCGCCCUGACGGACCGACGUAAGGACAUUAACAACCAUGUCAGGUUACGGCGCUCCGCCACCAACUCCCAGGACGAGUGGCAUUCUCAGAGACCGCUACUCGUCACCUAUAGCGACGACGGCAGGUCGCCAAGAACUCGUAGGAGCAAUCGUAGGCGAGCCAGGAGUCGCCAUUCGAGGAGGAAAGCGCGCCGAAAUCAGUGUAGGCGACAUGCUCUCUAUGUAGAUUUUAGUGACGUCGGUUGGAAUGACUGGAUAGUGGCGCCACCCGGUUACCAGGCCUACUAUUGCCACGGCGAGUGUCCAUUUCCUCUAGCUGACCAUUUAAAUUCCACAAACCAUGCAAUUGUGCAAACACUGGUCAAUUCAGUAAAUCCUGCCGCUGUACCAAAAGCAUGUUGUGUGCCAACGGAACUAAGUCCUAUUUCAAUGUUAUAUUUGGAUGAAUAUGAUAAAGUUGUGUUAAAAAAUUAUCAAGACAUGGUUGUGGAAGGUUGUGGAUGCCGGUAAUGCGGAGAUUCGUCAUCGGACAGUCCGUACACAAAGUACUGAUGUAGACUAUAGUCUAUGCAAAGAACAAGGUCACGUGCCAGGCGUCUCUGCGACUCUCCUCCAGACCUGGUGAAGGGCCCAAUCCCCACAGAGCUGACCCGGGGCACACAAAAGUACCUUCUUGUCUAGACCUGUCCCUGAAGCAGAUGACACCGACAGCAUGGGACGCCGAGUACUCAGUCAUUGCUUGGGGUGACGGAAACCAAAUCGUCCGUUGUUCUGUGAGUGCUGUUCCAUAGUGGUGCAACUAGGAUGUCGUACCCUAAAAUGUCCAACUUCUGUGACCACUGGGUGCUACGUUCUGUCGCCAGAGGAAACAGUGCUUGAGAGCGAGUGUGCCCCAUUGGAUAUCACGUACAGUCACUAGUGGGUAACACAGUAGUGGUCAUCGGAUGCCACGAUCUGUCGGAUGAGGACCUGUUGGCAAGGUUGAUGUCAUGGCGGGCCCCUAACGCACUGGGGCAAGAGAAGUGGACAAAGGACAUCCCGUAUGUCCAGAACGUUCGGCCGUUAAUCUAUACCUCGCUUCUGUGUUAAACAGAAUAAGUAUCAAUGUAAAUUAUGUAUUUGUAAGUGGAAAUGUGUGUUGUGUGAUGGCACAAUGGAGAACUAAAACUUCCAGUCAAAGUUUUUGAGGACAUGCCCGGAUGAUAUCGCUGAAUGAGGCACUGGCAUGUUGUCACGGGUAUGAUGCCCCAGUGCGCAUGUGUAGUGCCUGGGUGAGGCAUGUGUAUGUUUUGCUCGCAUAGAGCAUGGGGAGGAAAUGCCGGGAUGUAGUAGUGCGUGCAUGAAGUGCCAGGAUGUGGCACAAGAUGACGGACGUAUCUACGAUGAUUUAUUUAUCAUUAGGAUAAACACUAUGUUUUGACUGUAUACUUCAGUAGUUCGAUCUUAUCACUUCCUUGUAAAUUUAGUGCUAACGUUCAAUCCCAGGUUACUAUAGUGUCACGAGCUCAACAAGUCACGUGAUUGUUGUGACAUGUAGUGGUGAGAAGAGGCCGGUUAAUUUAUAUUUAUACGAUGUACGCUAUAGCAGAACUUUUUACCAGACAAGUGAAAUUUUGUACAUAUUUUAUAAAUAUUUUAACAAGAGGACGUGAGUUACAUUUUAUGGUUGUAUUGUAGUGUUGAAUGAUUGUAAAUGGUGAUGUACAAAAAGAUUGAGUUUUAUUCCUGUAGAUAUGAUUACUGGAUGUUUCCUGACAUGGAACGUGUUUUCUCUUUUCAUCCUUUCUGAUAUUAGGGUUCAACAUUUCUUUUAAACUUAAACUUUUAGGCUUUCGGGAUGUACUUUAAUAAAUUGUCUAAGAUCUGUUUCCUUUUAAAUUCUGUUUACAUCUGUGCAGCUUUUUCCCACAGUCCAUUGACGCUUUCAAUUUUAAACUUGACCCUCUUACAAAGCUCUUAGAGCAGUGAUGUUUCUGUUUACACCGUCGCUGAACUUUACUCAAUGUUUCCAGCAUCAGCCUGGCACAUAAUCUCAGUCCGUCUUAAAGCAUUUAGCAUUUCCCCUCCAAUCUGUGUUUCUAUUAGCAUUGUAAUAUGCCUGGCCAGUUGAUCUGUCGUUGGUCAAACUGCCCUUACGUUGGUAUUAUGA